Molecule: messenger RNA, 3138 nt
Organism: Phytophthora nicotianae INRA-310
Lineage: Eukaryota; Oomycota; Peronosporomycetes; Peronosporales; Peronosporaceae
Exons: 2
Coding region: 1-3138 (1045 amino acids)
Biological process (GO): SCF-dependent proteasomal ubiquitin-dependent protein catabolic process
Cellular component (GO): SCF ubiquitin ligase complex
Molecular function (GO): protein binding
Source: RefSeq, a predicted model, not a curated record
AUGCCAUCACUAUCGAUCGGCAAGGCACAGACUGCGUCCACCACAGGUAUUCGUUCCAAUGCUAGGAAGCCUAAGCACCAGACCACUAGGAAAGGGAUACCGGCACACGGCAACAAUACCGCGCUUUAUGUCGAAAGCGAAAGCGAGCUGGAAGCAAAGAGGCUCGCCGCUCAGCGGACAGCAAUGGUGAUGGCCAAUCGCGCCACAGCUAUUCUGAAGAUGCAACAGCAGCGAGAUCCCGACGUACUUGACCUUCGACCUUACGCUGGAGAGCUCACUGAUUUCCUGUUGGCCGAAAUGGCAUACCAGCUACGGGCAAAUCGAUUCGUCACUGGCUAUUCACUGCUCAUUCUCUCCGGGUGCAACGGGUUUACACCUGUAGGCUUGCGCUCUCUCGUGCACACCGUGGGUGAAACGCUGCGCCAGCUUGAUUGUUCGUGCACAAUGUUGUCGGUUCCAAUGCUCCAGGUUCUAGCCACUGGUAUUGAGCGUCUGGACGGUGUCAAUUUUUCAUCAUGCCCUCAGCUUCUGAGUGAAGGUGUGCGUGAGUUUAUUUCGUGUUGCAACACUUCGUUAACCCGUUUGAAUCUGUCACGCUGUGGAGCAUUAACAGAUGAUGCACUGGGGUGGGUCGGCGGCGCGCUGGGGCCUCAAGGAUCUCGAACUCGAUGCCGUCGGCUACUAUCGCUCGAUAUUUCGUAUACAAGUGCCAUUGGUGAUCGUGGUCUCGCAGCUCUUGGUGUAGGUUGCCAAGCGCUGCAGUUCUUAAAUCUGGAGGGCCUUGAACGAAUUUCGGAUGCUGGGAUACUGUACGUUGUUCGAGGUUGCAAGGUACUGCGCGUCCUCAGUCUGAAGCGGUGUCACCAAUUGACUAAUGCUACACUUGGGCACAUUGGAAAACAUAGUGUAAAUUUGCGCACGCUUAAUCUUAGCGGUUGCUACGGGAUGUCAUCUGCCGGGCUUUUAGCGAUGAUACAGGGUACAUCGUCAUUGCAGUCUUUGAACCUGGAGGGGUGUCUAUACAUGCGUGAGGACAUCCUUGCGCCACUUGCAACAGCUUGUCCUGCUCUGCAAACGCUCAAUCUGACGGGAUGUCAAGAGAUCACGGAUACUGGUAUAAAGACACUGGCCGAGAACAUGCCAUUCGUACAAAGAGCGCGUACAUAUCGCGGACUGGAACCGCGUGUCGAUGGACUACAGAUCAAAUAUUCAAUUCAGGAGCAGACAAUUCGUUCGUCGGCAGCACUGAGGCUCCAGGCCUACUAUCGUGGAUACCUAGGUCGGCGUGUUGCUACUUCGUGGCGUGAAACAAUGGUGCAAACUCCAGCCUGUCGCAAGAUUCGGCGCUGUUACAUGUGCUGGCACCUUAGACGAGAACUUGAUUUCCGCGUAAAGCGCACGAAGCUUAUAUACCGCAGCGCCGUGCAAAUUCAAAGCUUAGUUAGAGGAGUGCUCGGUCGAGCCGCUCUAGCCCGUUCUCAACAAGAAGAGCAACGACUCAAUGUCUGGGCUGUCUACGCUGUCAAAGUUCAGGCUGCUUAUCGGGGAUAUUGGACACGACGGCAUUUCGUACUUGUGCGUAAAUCCAUGGAGCGAUAUCGCCUUGAAAAGAGUUUUCUUCAGCGUCAAGCUGCAGCAGCUCGCUUACAAAACAGUUACCGUGCGCGAUUUGGUCGAUCUCGCUUUGAAGAUCUGAUGACGCUGAACCAAAGGCGGCGACAAGAGCAGUACAAUGCUGCUGUGACGUUGCAGCGACUUUAUCGAACUCGCGCUACACGUCGCGCGUAUCGUCAGUUGCGUGCUGCUAUUACGCGACAUCAAGAAGAGGCCCGCGAACUUGAACAAAUUGCAGUGAGAUUGCAAAGCAACUGGCGCGGGCAUCGAAGUCGUCAACACGAAUUGAUGCGAGUCCGCGCGGAGGCACAAGCUCGCGAAGCUCUUCGUUACGCAGCAGCUAGCCGCAUUAAUGCCGGUGUGCGUGGAUACUUUGGGCGACGAUAUGCACGAUCUGAGCGUGUUCGAGCUCAAACACAGUACCGUGCUGCUUGUACCAUCCAGCGCGCGUGGUGUAGAUACUCGGAGCCUGACUCGCGACAACUGGAGCUGGACGUAAUGCUCAUGCGCUUACGCGAAAGCGCACUGAAUGAAGAUGCUGCGGCCCGAGCACAACAGGAGGAGAUUUUGCGUAAGGCACGCGAUCUGGCGAAUCGCGAUUCAGCUUCAGAGCCCGAGAGCGAUGACGACUGGCGCGACUUUCAGGACGAAUAUGGUGACCAAUUUUGGUUUUCCCCGUCUCGCAACGAGCGAGUCUACAUGCGUCCAAACGACCAUGCGCGCGAAAAAAGCAUUCUCGAAAUGCCUUGUCGGGUGUUGUGGCCGCUAGAACAGCGCUGGUUUGACGGGCGCAUAACGCGCUACAACCGGAAGAAAGAUCGACACCGCAUCGACUACGAUGACGGUGAUCACGAGUGGCUAAGUGUUUUACACACCGAUUCAUCGCGCGUGCAGCUCUUCAACGGCCACUGCUGGUGUAUGGCUCCCAUGCUAGAUACAUCAAAGCGGGCACUACGAGCCGCUAUUUUCAUCGGGGUCUACUUCCAGCGAUUCGAUCCUCGACGAAUGUUUUGGCGGAGCGGCACCAUCCGAGCGUAUCAUGAACCCAGCGAUAUGUUCUUGCUCAUGUACGACCCUGCCGACUACGGAAAUGGUGAACCACCGCAGUUUGAGCAAGAGUGGGUGGGUGUGUUCUCGACUGAGAACCAUUUUCAAGUGCAGGACUCGAUAACUCACUUAUGGUAUUCCCUCAGCGGUUAUGUAUUCGGUCACGUUAGAGGGCGGCCACUGGACUUGCAGAUGCUGCAGUCCAAGCAAAACGAAUGCAAUUGGUACAGUGUGGCAGACUAUCUGGACUAUGACGAGGAGGACUUCGUGCAAGCAGAAAAUACUGCUACAGGUACAACGGAAUUGGAGGCUGAAAGUGAGCGUACAGCUGACGAGGCAGACAGUGACGACGAUGGCCACGCCGACAGUGAAGAUAAAGGCUACACGGAGGAUUCAGGCGACGACGAAGAAUCUGAGCAAGAAAGCGACGAAGACUCCGAGCAAGAAAACGACGGUAAAAGGCGAGAUGCAUUGUGA